UGUUCAUUUAUUUAAUUUUGGAUCAUUUUCAACAUCUUCGGCCACCACAGCCACGAGAGAGAGCAGAGCCAGCAGGCAGUAUAACAGAGGGAUGGAGGACAUGAAGAGAAAGAUGGAGGCUGAAAAGAAAGGAAUGGAAGAGAAGUGGAAGACUUCAGCAAAACUCAUGGUCCUGAAGGAGAGGGAGUUUUGGGAGAGAAACAGGCAGCAGCUGCUUGAUGAAAAUAAGACCAUGCAGAGAAAGCUGUCCGUCAAUGAAGGCCACAACAGAAAGUUAAAGUCUGACCUCUGGAAGGCAAGGGACGAGGUCAACUCUCUUCACCACCAUCUCUUUUCUCUGACGGAGAAAUAUAAUGCAACUAUAGUUGCUGUAACGGAGUUGAAUAAAGAGCGUGAGAAGGCAGAGGAGGACAUGAAAAAGAGAGACCAAGAUAUCAUGUCCCUUCAACAGAGCCUCCGCGAUCAGACAGAGGAAAGUAAGAGGAUGGGAGCCCCUGUUGAGGAAUGCAAAUCAACCAGUGGGUUGAAGAGCAUGGAGAUGUGGCAAAAAAAGAUCAGCAAGCUUGAGGACCUCCUCAUUGAUAAAGAUCAACAGAUCAACAGGGCCAAUAACAAAAGACGAGCUCGCACAAACGCUCAUGUGGUGACCUUGGCCCAGCUGAAUGAAUCUGAGUCAGCUCUGAAAGAGAGCAAACUCUCUUGUGACGCUCUUGAGGAAAAAAUCAGAAAGCAGCUGGAGAGCCACCAGAAAGUGCUCAAAGAGAGGGAAGAGAGAUAUCAGAAAGGGCUCAAAGAGAAAGAAGAAAGCUUCAGGAAGCAGCUGGCACAAAAAGAUGAGUACCAGAAGGAGCUCUCAGAGCAGGUGGAAAGAAACCAGAACAAGUUCUCUGACACAAAGGAGGACAUGAAAAAGCAGCUUUCGGAGAAAGAAGAGAAGCUCCAGAAAGAGCUCAAAGAUAGAAAGGAGCACUUCAGGAAGAAGCUGGCACAAAGAGAGGAGUACCAGAAGGAGCACUUAGAGAAAGGACAGAGUCCCCAGAAAGAUCUCAAAAGGAGAGUAGAGCACUUCCAGAAAGAGCUCACAGAGAGAGAUGAUAACCUCCAGAAAGUGCUCAAAGAGACGGAAAAGAGCCAUCAGAAAGAGCUCAAAGACACAGUAGAGGGCCUCCAGAAAGUGCUCAAAGAGAGGGAAAAGAGCCAUCAGAAAGAGCUCAAAGACACAGUAGAGGGCCUCCAGAAAGUGCUCAAAGAGAAAGAAGAAAGCUUCAGGAAGCAGCUGGCACAAAAAGGCGAGUACCAGAAGGAGCUCUCAGAGCAGGUGGAAAGAAACCAGAACAAGUUCUCUGACACAAAGGAGGACAUGAGAAAGCAGCUUUCGGAGAAAGAAGAGAAGCUCCAGAAAGAGCUCACAGAGAGAGAAGAUAACCUCCAGAAAGUGCUCAAAGAGAGGGAAAAGAGCCAUCAGAAAGAGCUCAAAGAGACAGUAGAGGGCCUCCAGAAAGUGCUCAAAGAGAAAGAAGAAAGCUUCAGGAAGCAGCUGGCACAAAAAGACGAGUACCAGAAGGAGCUCUCAGAGCAGAUGGAAAGAAACCUGACCAGAAAGAAAAAGAAAGAAAAAACCCUCCGGAAAGAGCUCAAAGAGAGAGAAGACAGCCACCAAAAGGAACUCAAAGAAAGAGAAGAGAGCAACCAGAAAGUGCUCAAAGAGAAAGAAGAAAGCUUCAGGAAGCAGCUGGCACAAAAAGACGAGUACCAGAAGGAGCUCUCAGAGCAGGUGGAAAGAAACCAGAACAAGUUCUCUGGCACAAUGGAGGACAUGAGAAAGCAGCUUUCGGAGAAAGAAGAGAAGCUCCAGAAAGAACUCACAGAGAGAGAAGAUUACCUCCAGAAAGUGCUCAAAGAGAGGGAAAAGAGCCAUCAGAAAGAGCUCAAAGACACAGUAGAGGGCCUCCAGAAAGAGCUCAAAGAGAGAGAAGACAGACACCAAAAGGAACUCAAAGAGAGAGAAGAGAGCCUCUUGAAAGUACUCAAAGAGAGAGAUGAGAGCAACCAGAAAGUGCUCAAAGAGAAAGAAGAAAGCUUCAGGAAGCAGCUGGCACAAAAAGACGAGUACCAGAAUGAGCUCUCAGAGCAGGUGGAAAGAAACCAGAACAAGUUCUCUGACACAAAGGAGGACAUGAGAAAGCAGCUUUUGGAGAAAGAAGAGAAGCUCCAGAAAGAGCUCAAAGAGAGAAAGGAGCACUUCAGGAAGAAGCUGGCACAAAGAGAGGAGUACCAGAAGGAGCACUUAGAGAAAGGACAGAGUCCCCAGAAAGAUCUCAAAAGGAGAGUAGAGUGCUUCCAGAAAGAGCUCACAGAGAGAGAAGAUAACCUCCAGAAAGUGCUCAAAGAGAGGGAAAAGAGCCAUCAGAAAGAGCUCAAAGACACAGUAGAGGGCCUCCAGAAAGUGCUCAAAGAGAAAGAAGAAAGCUUCAGGAAGCAGCUGGCACAAAAAGACGAGUACCAGAAGGAGCUCUCAGAGCAGGUGGAAAAAAACCUGACCAGAAAGAAAAAGAAAGAAAAAACCCUCCGGAAAGAGCUCAAAGAGAGAGAAGACAGCCACCAAAAGGAACUCAAAGAAAGAGAAGAGAGCAACCAGAAAGUGCUCAAAGAGAAAGAAGAAAGCUUCAGGAAGCAGCUGGCACAAAAAGACGAGUACCAGAAGGAGCUCUCAGAGCAGGUGGAAAGAAACCAGAACAAGUUCUCUGGCACAAUGGAGGACAUGAGAAAGCAGCUUUCGGAGAAAGAAGAGAAGCUCCAGAAAGAACUCACAGAGAGAGAAGAUUACCUCCAGAAAGUGCUCAAAGAGAGGGAAAAGAGCCAUCAGAAAGAGCUCAAAGACACAGUAGAGGGCCUCCAGAAAGAGCUCAAAGAGAGAGAAGACAGACACCAAAAUGGACUCAAAGAGAGAGAAGAGAGCCUAUUGAAAGUACUCAAAGAGAGAGAUGAGAGCAACCAGAAAGUGCUCAAAGAGAAAGAAGAAAGCUUCAGGAAGCAGCUGGCACAAAAAGACGAGUACCAGAAUGAGCUCUCAGAGCAGGUGGAAAGAAACCAGAACAAGUUCUCUGACACAAAGGAGGACAUGAGAAAGCAGCUUUUGGAGAAAGAAGAGAAGCUCCAGAAAGAGCUCAAAGAGAGAAAGGAGCACUUCAGGAAGAAGCUGGCACAAAGAGAGGAUAUCAUGUCCCUUCAACAGAGCCUCCGCGAUCAGACAGAGGAAAGUAAGAGGAUGAGAGCCCCUGUUGAGGAAUGCAAAUCAACCAGUGGGUUGAAGAGCAUGGAGAUGUGGCAAAAAAAGAUCAGCAAGCUUGAGGACCUCCUCAUUGAUAAAGAUCAACAGAUCAACAGGGCCAAUAACAAAAGACGAGCUCGCACAAACGCUCAUGUGGUGACCUUGGCCCAGCUGAAUGAAUCUGAGUCAGCUCUGAAAGAGAGCAAACUCUCUUGUGACGCUCUUGAGGAAAAAAUCAGAAAGCAGCUGGAGAGCCACCAGAAAGUGCUCAAAGAGAGGGAAGAGACAUAUCAGAAAGGGCUCAAAGAGAAAGAAGAAAGCUUCAGGAAGCAGCUGGCACAAAAAGAUGAGUACCAGAAGGAGCUCUCAGUGCAGGUGGAAAGAAACCAGAACAAGUUCUCUGACACAAAGGAGGACAUGAAAAAGCAGCUUUCGGAGAAAGAAGAGAAGCUCCAGAAAGAGCUCAAAGAUAGAAAGGAGCACUUCAGGAAGAAGCUGGCACAAAGAGAGGAGUACCAGAAGGAGCACUCAGAGAAAGGACAGAGUCCCAAGAAAGAUCUCAAAAGGAGAGUAGAGCACUUCCAGAAAGAGCUCACAGAGAGAGAAGAUAACCUCCAGAAAGUGCUCAAAGAGAGGGAAAAGAGCCAUCAGAAAGAGCUCAAAGACACAGUAGAGGGCCUCCAGAAAGUGCUCAAAGAGAAAGAAGAAAGCUUCAGGAAGCAGCUUGCACAAAAAGACGAGUACCAGAAGGAGCUCUCAGAGCAGGUGGAAAGAAACCUGACCAGAAAAAAAAAGAAAGAAAAAACCCUCCGGAAAGAGCUCAAAGAGAGAGAAGACAGCCACCACAAGGAACUCAAAGAGAGGGAAAAGAGCCAUCAGAAAGAGCUCAAAGACACAGUAGAGGGCCUCCAGAAAGUGCUCAAAGAGAAAGAAGAAAGCUUCAGGAAGCAGCUGGCACAAAAAGACGAGUACCAGAAGGAGCUCUCAGAGCAGGUGGAAAGAAACCAGAACAAGUUCUCUGACACAAAGGAGGACAAGAAAAAGCAGCUUUCAGAAAAAGAAGAAAGGCUUCAGAGAGAGCUCGAGCAGAGAAAGGAGAUCUUCAGGAAGAAGCUCGCUAAAAGAGAGGAGUACCAGGAGGAGCUCGCAGAGAAAGAAGAGAGUCCGGAGCUCUCAGAAAAAGAAGAGAGUCCCCAGAAAGAGCUCAAAGAGACAGCAGCUCAAACAGGAAAACAUCAAACUUCAUGAGCUCACAAGAAAAAAAAUAACCAGGACGGGAUCUUCUGGAGCUGGUUGUGUCUUCAGGCAUGAAAACAUACCCACAUAACGUGUCCCCUAAUUUAAUUAAAAAAAUCUACAUU
This is a messenger RNA of Centropristis striata (black sea bass), 4632 nucleotides long. RefSeq names its product trichohyalin-like. Lineage: Eukaryota; Metazoa; Chordata; Actinopteri; Perciformes; Serranidae. The record is from RefSeq and is a predicted model, not a curated record. Bases 92 to 4519 code for a protein of 1475 amino acids. The transcript is spliced from 3 exons.